AUGUCCGCGUCCAGAGGGCGCUCGAUCGUCGUCAACGUCGCGACGCCGAGCGGGAAGGGCCAGGCGGAGCCCAAGCGGUCCAAGGUGGAGAUCAUCAAGGAGCGGAGCGAUUACUUGAGACAUCCGUUGAUCGAGGAGCUGGCGACGACGGCGAGCUCGAUCUCCGAGGACGCGGCGCAGUUGUAUAAGUUCCACGGUGGGUACCAGCAAGAUGAUCGGGAGAAGAGAGCGUUUGGGGAGGGGAAGUUUUAUCAAUUCAUGAUGCGCACCAAGCAACCGGGGGGCAAGGUGCCGAAUAAGCUGUACCUGACCAUGGACGACUUGGCGAUGACGCACGGGAACGGAACGCUGCGAUUGACGACGAGGCAAACGUAUCAGUUGCAUGGAAUCUUGAAGAGCGAUCUCAAGGAAACGUUCUCGACGGUGAUUCGUAACAUGGGGAGCACGCUCGGGGCGUGCGGGGACAUCAAUCGAAACGUCACCGCGGCGCCGGCGCCGUACGCCAAACGCGAGGAGUACCACAUCGCGCAAGAGUUGGCGGACGACAUCGCCGCCCUCUUAGCGCCACAGAGCGGUGCGUAUUACGACGUCUGGCUCGACGGUGAGCAAAUCAUGACUGCGGAAAAGCCGGAAGUCACCGCGGCGCGCAACGAAAACCGCAACGGCACCAACUUUGAAGACUGCCCGGAACCCAUUUACGGCCAGCUCUUCCUCCCGCGCAAGUUCAAGAUCGGCGUCACCGUGGAGGGCGACAACCACAUCGAUGUGUUAACGAACGACAUCGCCAUCGUCGUCGUCAUGCGAGACGGCAAGCACGUGGGAUACAACGUGUACGUCGGCGGCGGCAUGGGUCGCUCGCAUCGCAACGACGCGACGUUCCCGCGCGCCGCCACGUUGUUAGGUUUCUGCGGCCCGCGAGACAUCUUGUACGCGGUGAAGGCAAUCGUGUGCACACAGCGCGAUUACGGUCGUCGCGACGACCGCAAGCAGAGCAGGUUGAAAUAUUUGGUCGAGAGCUGGGGGAUGGAGCGCUUCAAGACUGUCACGGAGGGUUACUACGGGAAGAAGUUUGAACCCGGCAUGGAGCUGGCUCCAUUCGAAUUCCCCACCUACCUCGGGUGGAACGAACAAGGCGACGGUAAACUGUGGUACGGCGUGCACGUGCAGAACGGUCGCCUCCGUGGCGAGAUGAAGAAGGCGCUGCGCAACGUCAUCGAGCGCUACGAACUUCCAGUUCGUCUCACCGCCAACCAAGACUUGCUCCUCACGGACGUCGACCCGGCUUGGAAGGCUGACAUUAUGGCGACGCUCAAGGCGGCGGGUGUGAAGGAUGUGACUGAGGUCGAUGCGCUCGAGCGACUCUCCAUGGCGUGCCCGGCGCUUCCGUUGUGCGGUCUCGCCAUCACCGAGGCGGAACGCGGUUUGCCGGAGAUCAACAAGCGCCUGCGCGGCGUCAUGACCAAGGUUGGCUUGGCGACGUCCGAGGACAUCCUCAUUCGUAUGACCGGUUGCCCGAACGGUUGCGCUCGUCCGUACAUGGCCGAGCUCGGCUUUGUCGGUGACGGUCCGGCGAGCUACCAAAUCUGGCUCGGUGGUACCCGCGCGAUGACUGGCGUCGCUGAAGCGUUCGCGGACCGCGUCAAGGUUGCCGACAUGGAGACGUUCUUCGAGCCCAUCUUCGCCAUGUGGGCGCAGCAACGCCAAGAUAAGGAGUACUUUGGUGACUUCGUGAACCGUGUCGGGUUCGACGCGGUCCGCGCCUUUUCCAAGUCUUACGUCCCCGCUCCGACCGCCGCCGCCGCGCCUGCCGCCGCUGCGGCCUCUCCGGCAGCCGCCGCGGCCUCUCCGGCUGCCGUCGAGACUGGCGGGCGCCUCCCUCGCGUCAUGAUUGAGCGCGACGCCUUCGAAGCGCUUCAAGUGUACGCCGAGAAGAAGAACACCACCCUUACGCAAGCGACGACCGACGCCAUUAUGAAGAUGAUCGCCGACGACAAGUAA
Molecule: messenger RNA, 1998 nt
Organism: Ostreococcus tauri
Lineage: Eukaryota; Viridiplantae; Chlorophyta; Mamiellophyceae; Mamiellales; Bathycoccaceae
Product: Nitrite/sulphite reductase iron-sulphur/siroheam-binding site
Exons: 1
Coding region: 1-1998 (665 amino acids)
Biological process (GO): sulfate assimilation
Cellular component (GO): sulfite reductase complex (NADPH); chloroplast stroma
Molecular function (GO): 4 iron, 4 sulfur cluster binding; heme binding; sulfite reductase (ferredoxin) activity
Source: RefSeq, a predicted model, not a curated record